Molecule: messenger RNA, 3741 nt
Organism: Macadamia integrifolia
Lineage: Eukaryota; Viridiplantae; Streptophyta; Magnoliopsida; Proteales; Proteaceae
Exons: 25
Coding region: 448-3558 (1036 amino acids)
Cellular component (GO): mitochondrial outer membrane
Molecular function (GO): ATP hydrolysis activity; ATP binding
Source: RefSeq, a predicted model, not a curated record
CACAUUCCGGUGAAAGAAAAAGAAAGGGAGAGAAAAACUUACCACGGAUCACGGUCGUAAGUCGUAACUCUUACGGGCGAGAUACUUGCGGCGCCCAGAACUCAGCCCAGGCAAUCCAUAUUUUCUCACACUAACCUUCUUCCUCCGCAGUCAUCUCAAUACUGGAGACUGGAGACUGGGAAACUGGGAGUCAAUGGCUUAGUAAACACACGGUGGAUUGUAGGAGACGUUGUUGCCGUUCACCCGAUCAUUGGAACCAGGCGAAAAGCUUGAGCCCGAAUCCUGGAUUAGAAAACAACAGACUUCCCUUAAUGAAUUCGAUAAACGGGUUGAUUGUCUCUGCCCUGCAAUCAACGUCAUCCUUUCUAAAGGUGAUUGAGAUUAAUUGAUGGGAUCAAAGCCAGCUAUAUCGUAGGUUUGGUUUUGAGUUUGGGAAUAAACAUUGCAAUGUACUCAAGGAGAUUCAAGUGCAGGAGUCAGAAAUGGAAUUAUAUGUUCCAAUCAUCCAAAUGUUUGAUUAGGACAAACCAGCAGCAGUUCUCACAUUACAGAUUUUGCCACCAGAAAGUCAUACCUGGAGCCCAAAAUUAUCAUUGCUUAAGUAGUCUGAUCAACAAAAUUAUUGUAAAUCCACUCCUCUUGUCAGGUUUGUCCACCAGAAAUAACAAUAUUCGGUGCCAUGGGAAGUUUGAUGCUCGUUUGACACAUACUAUCUUGAGGUUCUAUAGCUCUGAAGGUGAUGGAAGGAAUGCAAGCGAGGAUAAACAUGUUCCAGUAAAAGACUCUAACUUUGAAAAGGAGAAGACAAGGCAAGAGAAGGUCAGGACCGAUGUGAGGCACAGCGAUGAGCAUGCCCGGCUUGGGGAGCAAGAUCAUCAGGAGUGGCUAAAUAAUGAGAACUUAUCCAUUGAGAGUAAAAAGAAGGAGUCUCCAUUUACAUCUAGACGGGAAAAGUUCAGAAAUGAGUUCUUGCGGAGGGUGGUUCCAUGGGAUAAAAUUACAGUUUCAUGGGAUACAUUUCCAUAUUAUAUUCAUGAACAUACCAAAAAUCUAUUAGUGGAAUGUGCUGCUUCCCAUUUGAAACAUAAGAAGUUUGCUGCUUCUUAUGGUUCUCGCUUGGACUCUUCAAGUGGGAGAAUAUUGCUUCAGAGUGUCCCAGGAACUGAGCUUUAUCGAGAAAGACUAGUUAGGGCACUUGCACGGGAUUUACAAGUCCCCCUACUGGUUCUUGAUAGCAGUGUUCUUGCACCUUACGAUUUUGGUGAAGACUGUGGAUCAGAAAAUGAGUCAGAUGAUGAUACUGCCGAACUGGGUGAAGAUUGUUCUUCAGAGUCAGAGGAGGAUGAACAGGAUGCAAGCAACGAAGAAGAAUGGGCAAGUAGCAGUGAGGUGAAAUCAGAUAGUAGUGAUGAUGAUGAGGUUGAUGUGCAGGCAUCUGCUGAAGUCCUUAGGAAGCUUGUACCUCAUGGUCUCGAAGGCCUUGAGAAGGGAGAUAUUGGAGAAUCAGAAAGUAGCGAUGGAUCAGCAAAGUCAGAUGCUGCUCAGACUCCAGAACAAUCAAAACGUCCAUUUACAAAAGGGGAUCGGGUGAAAUAUGUUGGGCCUCCUGUACGUGUGGAAGCAGAUAACAGGAUCAUAUUGGGGAAAAUACCAACUUCUGAUGGUCCAACAAGUGCUUAUACCAUUAUUCGUGGCAGGCCUCUGUCCAGCGGGCAGCGUGGGGAGGUUUAUGAGGUGAAUGGGGAUCGAGUAGCAGUUAUUCUAGAUAAUACUGAAAACAAAACAGCAGAAGGGGAUAAGGAUGAGAGAAGUGCAGAACAAGCUGCACAAUCUUCAAUUUAUUGGAUACAUGUUCAGGACAUUGAGCAUGAUCUUGAUACUCAGUCUGAAGACUGGUACAUAGCAAUGGAGGCACUUUGUGAGGUUUUGCCAUCCUUGCAACCUCUGAUCGUUUAUUUCCCAGAUUCUUACCAGUGGUUGUCAAGGGCAGUUCCCAAGUCAAAACGUAAAGACUUUGUCCGUAAGGUUGAAGAAAUGCUUGACCAACUCUCUGGACCUGUUGUUUUGAUUUGUGGGCAGAACAAAGUUGAAAAGGGAACAGGUUCCAAGGAGAAAGAGAAAUUUACUAUGAUACUUCCUAAUUUUGGUCGUCUUGGUAAGCUGCCUCUCUCCUUGAAACGACUUACAGAGGGAUUGAAAUCAUCAAAGAGAUCACAGGACAAUCAUUUAUAUAAGCUCUUUAAUAAUGUUCUGUGUGUUCAUCCUCCCAAGGAAGAGGAACUACUCAGAAUAUUCAAUAAACAAGUUGGAGAAGACAGGAGAAUCAUUAUAUCACGGAGUAAUUUAACUGAGUUGCAGAAGGUGCUAGAGGAGAAUGAGCUAUCCUGCAUGGAACUUUUACAUGUAAAUACAGAUGGUGUGAUCCUAACAAAGAGAAAGGCUGAGAAAAUUGUUGGAUGGGCUAGAAAUCAUUACCUAUCAACCUGCCUUCUUCCAUCUAUAAAGGGCGAAAAGUUAAAUGUACCCCGUGAAAGCCUUGAAGUUGCAUUUUUGAGGUUAAGGGAGCAGGAAAUGAUAUCCACAAAACCCUCGCAAAAUUUGAAGAACCUUGCUAAGGAUGAGUAUGAAACCAACUUCGUUUCAGCAGUGGUUCCACCAGAUGAAAUUGGAGUCAUGUUUGAUGAUGUUGGUGCCCUCGAAGAUGUAAAAAGGACAUUAAAUGAACUUGUCAUUCUUCCAAUGAGGAGACCCGAGCUUUUCUCGCACGGAAACCUAUUACGGCCUUGCAAAGGGAUAUUACUAUUCGGUCCUCCAGGAACUGGGAAAACCCUUCUUGCCAAAGCACUUGCAACAGAGGCAGGAGCCAAUUUUGUUAGCAUAACUGGUUCAACGCUUACAUCAAAGUGGUUUGGAGAUGCCGAAAAGCUUACAAAGGCCCUUUUCUCUUUUGCCAGCAGGCUGGCCCCUGUUAUCAUAUUUGUUGAUGAGAUUGACAGUUUGCUUGGUGCCCGUGGUGGUGCUUUUGAGCACGAGGCAACUAGAAGGAUGCGGAAUGAAUUUAUGGCAGCUUGGGAUGGGCUAAGGUCAAAAGAGAGUCAAAGAAUUCUCAUCCUUGGAGCCACUAAUCGACCAUUUGACCUAGAUGAUGCAGUCAUCCGUCGAUUGCCAAGGAGGAUAUAUGUCGACCUACCAGAUGCUGAGAACCGGAUGAAGAUUCUGAGAAUAUUUCUUGCCAAAGAAAACCUUGAAUCUGACUUCAGGUUUGAUGAACUUGCCAAUGCAACAGAAGGGUAUUCAGGGAGUGAUUUGAAGAACCUUUGUGUUGCUGCAGCUUACAGGCCUGUCCAAGAACUUCUGGAAGAAGAGAAAAAGGGGGGUGUGACCGAUGCUGUUUCACUUCUAAGGCCGCUUAAUUUGGAUGAUUUCAUUGAGGCAAAAUCUAAGGUUGGAGCAUCGGUUUCUUAUGAUGCUACAAGCAUGAAUGAGCUAAGGAAAUGGAAUGAGCAGUAUGGAGAAGGUGGUAGCAGGAGAAAAUCUCCAUUUGGCUUUGGCAACUAACAUGAUUUUUUUUUUCUUGUUUAUUUUUUUAAGUUAUUCUUGAAACAGAAGCCCCAUGUAAACCGUGGAAAGCAAUCUCUCUUGUUCCUGUUUCGUGAGAGGGUUGGCCCUGUAAGUUAUUAUUUGUAAUCCAGCAUUCCUUUUUAUGAUAAUAAGAAUGUUUGGUGUACAUUUGAGUUAAAA